Messenger RNA from Gossypium arboreum, 1671 nucleotides. RefSeq names its product cation/H(+) antiporter 15-like. The transcript is spliced from 6 exons. The record is from RefSeq and is a predicted model, not a curated record. Bases 1 to 1671 code for a protein of 556 amino acids. Gene Ontology annotation, cellular component: endomembrane system. Gene Ontology annotation, biological process: regulation of pH. Lineage: Eukaryota; Viridiplantae; Streptophyta; Magnoliopsida; Malvales; Malvaceae.
AUGGCCGAGUCAUUGCCUCCGCCGUAUCAUCUCUACGACAAUGCAACAUAUGAAUUUUGCUUCGUUUUACCUCCCAAGGUGAAUUCCGCCGGUAUAUGGGAAAAUGCGACUAACCCGUUCAUGAUUUUCAGUUACUCGUUGCCGUUUUUGGAGCUGCAUUUCGUCAUGAUAUUCUUGGUCAAUCAUCUAGUUUAUACCAUCUUGAGGUCUAUUGGAGUGAAAAUGGACAUCAAGUCAGCAUUCAGGACAACAAAGAGAUCCCUAGGCAUCGGCAUCGUAUCGCUUUUAUCUCCCAUCUUGGUCGGUGCAGCUGUUCAAGUAAACUUCAGACAACCUAAUGAACCCAAACAAGUAAAAAUGGAACGUCUAAUCGGAACACUGAUCGAAGCGUUAACAUCGUUUUCGGUCAUCGCUUGCCUACUAGCCGAGCUCAAGAUCUUAAAUACCGAACUCGGACGACUUGCCCUAUCGUCGGCUGCUGUAGCACUCCUUUUCUUUGUGUUUCGUCCAUUGAUGUAUUGGGUAAUUAAAAGAACACCCAAUGGGGGACUGGUCGCGGAAGUGUACAUCACGGCCACCAUGAUGGCUGCUGUAGGGGAUGCCUUGGCUUUUGGUCUCAUUAUGAGUAGCAAAGGCAUUGUCCAGUUGUCGCAUGUUUGUACUUUCAGAGACAAUAAGCUUAUAUCACAAAAAGUUUUUACCGCCAUGAUCUUUUGCAUUUUGGCAAAUGCAACUAUAGUCCCACUCCUGGUGAGGUUCCUUUAUGACCCAGAUUCAAGAAAAUAUGCAUCAUAUGAGCAACGGAACUUAAUGCACUUAAAACCCAAUGUUGAGCUACGGGUUCUUGCAUGUGUUCACUCACCUGAUAAUGUCCCAGCUAUGAUCUGUUUGCUUGAUCUCACUUGCUCUACGAACGAGAGUCCCAAUGCUGUUUAUGUCAUUCACUUGAUCGAGCUAAGGGGUCGUAAUUCACCAGUGUUUAUAGCUCACCACAAUCAAGAAACUAGCACCGCCACCAGCAGUUUCUUCGAGAACAUCAUUUCGUUCUAUGAGUACGAGGGGAACAAUUGGGAUUUGGUCACGGUUAAAGCUUUUACAAUAAUUACACCACCGAAGCUUAUGCAUGAUGAUAUUUGCACAAUGGCUCUCGACAAGCAAACGAUACAGAAAUUGUUGAAGCAGUCAUCAUCAUCGUCUUUCUCAAUCGGGAUGCUUUUCUUGGGUGGAAAAGACGAUAGGGAGGCUUUAACGCUGGCGAGAAGGAUGGCUCGAGACCCUCGGGUGAAGCUAACCGUGAUCCAUCUCAUUGCGUAUCAAAAUUGCAGGAACGUUGUAUACUGGGACACGGUGUUGGAUACCGAGAUGUUGAAAGAUGUUAAGCAAAAUAAUGGAGAACUUGGUAAUGGUUGUGACGUAAUGUAUGUAGAAGAAGUGUCGGAUUGCGGAGCGCAGACCAUAAAGCUCAUUAUGUCAAUCGCCAACGAUUAUGAUUUAAUGAUUGUCGAUAGAAGCUACGGGGUGGACUCGAUAAUAUUGACGGGUUUAUCAGAAUGGAGUGAAUUCCCUGAACUAGGGGUUGUCGGAGACCUUUUUGCAUCCACGGAUUUAGAUAGUAGUUUAUCUGUAUUAGUUGUGCAACAACAACAACGUAUAAAUGUAAAAAGACAUUGA